CUGACUGGAUGAAGUUCUCUUGGGAGGAGUUUGAAUCAACAACAGCUUCCACGAUGAGGACACCAUCAGUGCUGAUCCCUGCAGCAGUUGUGUUGCUGCUGCUCAACCCACCGAGGUGCACAGAGGCUGCGACCUUCCAUGGCGCUUUACCGCAUUCAAGCAAACCCAACCCGAACGACUCGGAGAGAUGCGUCCAACCCGCCAUCGGAGGACUCGUAUCCCGCGGACCGGGACCGGGACCCGUGACCUCCACGGACGAGGUGCUGGAGUCCAGCCAGGAGGCCCUGCACGUCACGGAGCGCCGGUACCUGCGGCUGGACUGGUGCAAGACGCAGCCGCUGAAGCAGACCAUCCGGGAGGAGGGCUGCCUGAGCCGCACCAUCAUCAACCGCUUCUGCUACGGCCAGUGCAACUCCUUCUACAUCCCGCGGCAUGUGUACCAGGACGGCGUCGCGUUCGAGUCCUGCUCCGCCUGCAAACCCAAGACCUUCAGCACCGUCACGUACACGCUCUUCUGUCCGGGACUGACGCCGAGCACCAGGAAGAAACGGGUGCAGCGCGUCAAGCAGUGCCGCUGCACCACCAUCGAUACGGAUUAGAUGGAGACGAUCUUCAGUGGGAGAGAAGUCGCUACUGCACGAUGAGAAAACCAUUUGCUUCAUUGAAAAUAUCUAAAUUAAAUUACUAUUCGAGGAGUUGGUACGAGUGAAUACUUACAUUUAAACAAUGUAAGUUGUUGCCAAAUAGUUAUUUUUAAAACAUUCAACUUACUUUUUGGUUCUGAACACUAAAGCUUUGUAAACAACAAAUAAGUUGGGCUUGUGUUGAGAUUUCUAAAGAAAGCUGCUUAUUUUAAGUAUUAUAUUCUAAUACUGCACUUCAGCGGGUCCUCAAAUAUCUGAUUACCUUAACCUGGGGUCAUUUGUAGGGAAAAAGUUGUUUUCAGUUGACUUUUACACAAAUUCUUUACUUUUUCUAAUAAAUCCAGAAGUGUAAAAAAAGUCCCAUUCCCUCAAAUUCUACCAUUCAACCCAAAAUACAAGAAUAUGUGGUGUUGACAACUAACCUGGCAGUGUAAAACAUAUCUACAACUGUAUUAUAUAAGUUGUAUAAAGAUAUAUUGAUUUAAAGCAAUUGUUGAAUUGAUAAGAUUAUUAUGAGGAAAUUAACCUGAGCCUUUGUUAUAAUGGAGAGUUGGAUACUCACCAAUGUGCCACUAGUUAAGCUGAUAUAAUAACCACUAAUGGUCUUUUUAUGUGUGCAAAUAGAUUUAGAGAUAUUGUGUCCACAAGAGAUUGAGUUGGAGCUAGAUUCUUUAUUUCUUCAGGCUGGUGGAUGUGCAAGACAGAGCAGGAAAAGGAGGACAAGUCUCUAAAAGGACUUGGGUUCAUUAUUUCCACUGUGUGGGAUCUAAAGUCAAACUUCCAUUAUAUAAAAAUACUUUUUUCUGUACAACUUGCACUGCUUCAAUGCCACAUGUAUGAUUUAUGUAUCGUGUUGUG
Limanda limanda (common dab) is the source of this 1502-nucleotide messenger RNA. It is a transcript of the gene grem1a, whose product is annotated as gremlin 1a, DAN family BMP antagonist. Gene Ontology annotation, molecular function: BMP binding; receptor ligand activity. The coding region runs from base 9 to 599 and encodes 196 amino acids. The record is from RefSeq and is a predicted model, not a curated record. Gene Ontology annotation, biological process: animal organ morphogenesis. Lineage: Eukaryota; Metazoa; Chordata; Actinopteri; Pleuronectiformes; Pleuronectidae. The transcript is spliced from 2 exons.